AUGAUUGUUCGCUCUGAACUUAUUUCGAGGGUGCAAAAAGCGAAGAGAGGGAUUGACACGCUUGUACCUGAAAAUACAGAAAGGCUUUUAAGAAGGCUUUUGUCUUUAGGUGAAAUUCCCAUUGAUAUGCUCUGUUCUAUUUAUUGUGCAUGUGGAGAGUUGUCUCUAUUCUCUUCAAAAUUAGCAGCAUUAAAUGCCCAGGCACAACAACCUAUUACUGGGGAAAAUGUUAGCGGGGCAACAACUAAUGCCCAAGGGAGAUUGUUAAUUUUUGAUUCAACAUUUUUAUUAAUGGCACGUAUACAACAUGUAUUUGCUGAUAUGCGUUUGGAAGAAUUAGUUGGUGGACGUUUACACUGCGCAUUUUAUCGUUGGACACAACGUUAUCAGAAAUGUAUUGAGGAAAGUGAAUCGAUGUGUUUUGUUUUAUCUUCACAGACAGGAGGGGGGCCUUCAAAUGAGGAUUCUACAGAUUCCUCUUUCCGUUCAAAUUUUCAACGUAACCAAUUCCAAGCAAUGCGCUCACAAAAACAACCUUUUUGGUUAGCGGAAAAUAAUGAUUUUGGCAAUACGAUAGAAACUGUCCCUUUAAUUGGUGAACUUUUAUUGGAAGAGGUGAAAAAUGAUUUUUAUGUGAUAAUAUUUUAA
This is a messenger RNA of Meloidogyne enterolobii, 648 nucleotides long. NCBI's taxonomy places the organism in Eukaryota, Metazoa, Nematoda, Chromadorea, Rhabditida, Meloidogynidae. The record is from the annotation of a GenBank genome assembly.